This is a messenger RNA of Penaeus indicus, 1295 nucleotides long. It is a transcript of the gene Prp18, whose product is annotated as pre-mRNA-splicing factor 18-like. The record is from RefSeq and is a predicted model, not a curated record. The coding region runs from base 102 to 1148 and encodes 348 amino acids. Gene Ontology annotation, biological process: RNA splicing; generation of catalytic spliceosome for second transesterification step. Gene Ontology annotation, cellular component: U5 snRNP; U4/U6 x U5 tri-snRNP complex; U2-type post-spliceosomal complex. The transcript is spliced from 2 exons. NCBI's taxonomy places the organism in Eukaryota, Metazoa, Arthropoda, Malacostraca, Decapoda, Penaeidae.
CGGAUACGGACAAAGUAAACAUUGCACCAGAACCUUUUGUGUAAAAUUUUCACUUUUUUCUCUUUAUUUUCUGUUUUUUCCGCUGAAGUAGAAACAUCGAGAUGUUAAGCUUAUUAAAGAAGGAGAUCGAAUCCAAGAGGAGGUCCCUGGAGGAGAGCAAUGUCAUGGAGGGCGACAAGAAGUACUUCAAGCGGGCCGAGUUGAGCGCCCGCCAGGCAGACGCCUACUGGAAGAGACUGGGCGUCGGGCCUCGGGACGGGAAUGAGGGAGAGGACGGCUCCUCCAACCAAGAGGGCGAGGCCUCGCGGUCGCAGGACAAGGUGAACCAGGAGGUGGGUGACGCGCCAGAGCUCCCCCGCGCGGAGGUCCUCCGGAGGCUGAGGGAGAGGGAGGAGCCCAUCUUGCUCUUCGGCGAGACGGAGCACGACGCCUUCAAGAGACUGCGGCGGCUGGAGAUCCUGGAGCCGGAGGUGAACCGGGGUCUGAGGAACGAUUUCCAGGAGGCCUUGGAGCGGGUGGACCAAGCCUACCUCAACGAAAUCCUGAAGACGGAAGGAGGAGACGGCGUCCGAAAUGUUUCUCUCACGGGCGAAAUCAUCACGAUGGAGAGCCUGAUCGAGACGGCGAAGGACCUCAACAACGGCAACGCCUCGUUCGAACUCAGGUGCAAGGUCAUCCUUAAGUUUGUCGAGCUGAUUUUGCAGUUGUGGGGCAGCAAGCACAACGCGCGUCCGGAGGCGGAGAAGCUCAGCGUCCGGGGGAAGAUGGACUCCGCUACCUACACGCAGACGCAGUCGUACCUGAAGCCCUUGAUCAAGUGCCUCAAGAAGAGGUCUCUACCCGACGACAUCAUGGAGUGCCUGACGGAGAUCGUGCAGCACUGCCUGGAGCGCGAUUACGUCAAGGCCAACGACGCUUACCUGCAGAUGGCCAUCGGCAACGCCCCCUGGCCCAUCGGCGUGACCAUGGUGGGCAUCCACGCGCGAACAGGGCGAGAAAAGAUCUUCAGUAAACACGUGGCCCACGUCCUCAACGAUGAAACGCAGCGGAAGUACAUCCAGGGCCUCAAGCGGCUCAUGACCAAGUGCCAGCAGUACUUCCCAGCUGCGCCUUCGAAGUGCGUCGAAUACCAGGCAGUUGCUCAGUGAAAAGUCGGGUUGUAAAUUUCUUGGGUCCCUGUACCCGAAGACGGGUUCAUGACCUGUGGAAAAUAUGUGGAAGACAGCAGAACAUGAAUGGCAGACUGAGCAGGAUGAGUGAACAGUUUCCGAAAAUUCACUUUGAAAAUAAAAACA